Messenger RNA from Urocitellus parryii (Arctic ground squirrel), 5769 nucleotides. RefSeq names its product folliculin interacting protein 2 (gene Fnip2). Gene Ontology annotation, cellular component: cytoplasm. The record is from RefSeq and is a predicted model, not a curated record. Lineage: Eukaryota; Metazoa; Chordata; Mammalia; Rodentia; Sciuridae. Gene Ontology annotation, molecular function: protein-folding chaperone binding; ATPase inhibitor activity.
CCGAGCGCGCGGCCGGAGCUGCAGCGGCGGCGGCAACAUCAUGGCCCCGACCCUACUCCAGAAGCUCUUCAACAAAAGGGGCAGCGGCGGCAGCACAGCGUCGGCGUCCGCCCCGGGCAGGGCUCCCAAGGAAGGACCCGCCUUUAGUUGGUCAUGUUCAGAGUUUGACUUGAGUGACAUUCGCCUGAUAGUUUACCAGGACUGUGAGAGGAGAGGCAGACAAGUGUUGUUUGAUUCUAAAGCUGUUCAAAAGAUUGAAGAGAUGGCAACUCAGAAAACAGAGGAUGUCCCUGUGAAAACGUCAGCCAAGUGCUGCCAAGGAAGUAGCAGCAGCAGCAGCAGCAGCAGCAGCAGCAUCUCUUCCCAUAGUUCUUCUGGAGGAUCUUUACAACACACCAAGGAGCAGCUUCCAAAGUACCAGUACACAAGACCAGCUUCUGAUGUCAACAUGCUAGGGGAAAUGAUGUUUGGCUCAGUCGCAAUGAGUUAUAAAGGCUCCACCUUAAAGAUACACUAUAUACGUUCUCCUCCGCAACUGAUGAUUAGUAAAGUUUUCUCUGCUAGAAUGGGCAGCUUCUGUGGAAGUACAAAUAACUUGCAAGACAGCUUUGAGUACAUCAACCAAGAUCCUCAUGCAGGAAAACCGAACACGAAUCAGCAUACUUUGGGUCCUGGUCGUGCCGGAAGUAACCUAGGUCUGCUGCAAGCAUGCAGCAGCAAACUGCUGCAGGGGGCAGCUGAAGGAGGACCUCUCCGGCUCACCCGGAGUGCUUCUUUCUUUGCAGCACACAGCACCCCAGUUGAUAUGCCAAGCAGAGGACAGAAUGAAGACAGGGACAGUGGCAUUGCUCGAUCAGCCUCACUAAGCAGCCUUUUGAUCACACCUUUCCCAUCGCCAAGCUCCUCUACAUCUUCUUCCAGCAGUUAUCAGCGCCGUUGGCUUCGAAGUCAGACGACAAGUUUAGAGAAUGGCAUCUUUCCAAGGAGGUCCACUGAUGAGACAUUUAGCUUGGCUGAAGAAACCUGUAGUUCUAAUCCAGCCAUAGUUAGGAGGAAGAAAAUUGCCAUAAGCAUCAUCUUUUCCCUGUGUGAGAAAGAAGAAGCUCAACGGAAUUUCCAGGACUUCUUUUUUUCUCAUUUCCCCCUCUUUGAAUCUCACAUGAACAGGCUAAAGAGUGCAAUUGAAAAGGCCAUGAUCUCCUGUAGGAAGAUUGCAGAGUCAAGCCUCCGUGUCCAGUUUUACAUCAGCCGUCUGAUGGAAGCUCUGGGAGAAUUCAGAGGGACUAUCUGGAAUUUAUAUUCUGUUCCAAGGAUAGCUGAACCAGUAUGGCUUACUAUGAUGUCAAACACUUUGGAAAAAAACCAGCUCUGCCAGCGCUUUCUCAAGGAGUUUACACUUCUGAUAGAACAAAUCAACAAAAAUCAGUUUUUUGCUGCCUUACUGACUGCAGUGUUAACCUACCACCUGGCUUGGGUACCAACUGUCAUGCCUGUUGAUCACCCUCCCAUUAAGGCCUUCUCAGAGAAACGUACCUCUCAAUCAGUGAACAUGCUGGCCAAAACACAUCCGUACAAUCCUCUCUGGGCACAGCUGGGUGACCUUUAUGGAGCUAUAGGCUCUCCAGUAAGACUGACUCGCACCGUGGUGGUGGGGAAGCAGAAGGAUUUGGUCCAGCGCAUUCUUUAUGUCCUGACCUACUUUCUCCGUUGCUCUGAGCUACAAGAGAACCAGCUGACCUGGAGUGGGAAUCACAGUGAAGGUGACCAAGUUAUAAAUGGGAGCAAGAUUGUAACAGCCUUGGAGAAAGGAGAGGUGGAGGAGUCCGAGUAUGUGGUAGUGACAGUGAGAAAUGAGCCUGCUCUGGUACCCCCCAUCCUACCAACAGCAAUGACUGAGAGAAGGAGCCCCGGGCCCACAGGGUUAGCUGGGACUCCAGAGGGCACUGACAUUAGAGACCUGGAUCCCAGACCUGAGAAAGAAGGAAAGAAGAGGCCAGACCAGGGAUCCGAGGCUCAUAGCAUGGGAUUCCAAGAGCCAGAAUUAGACAGUUCUUGGAAACCUCAUCCCCUUUGUGGGGAUGAAGGAAGUGAAAAAGAGGCACCAUAUGAUGUCCCUUUGAGGUUUCCCAGGUGUGCCAUUCCGGGGGCAGAAAAGAAGAUCAGCCGGCCAGCUGCCAACGAGGAGCUGAAAGAGGAGAUAACUAAGAAGCUACCUGAGCGGUCAGCAGCCUGGCCUUGCCCUUGUCCUGACAGACAUUCCCGAGAGAACUCUCCAGUAGAAAAGGUCACUUUCCAAAUUGGAAGCUCCCUAUCUCCAGAAUCUGACCUUGAAAGCCGCACCAAAAAAAUGGAGGAGCGACUGAAGGCCUGUGGACAAUACCCAGAAGUGGCCAGUAUCUCAGCUGAGUCCAGUGUGGCUGCUGACGUGGCUGAGAGCCAGCAGGUUUCUAGGUGCUCCUUCAAGCCUGGCUUUCAAAAGAAUGUCUGCUGUCCUCAGAAUCGAUCUUCUGACGGAGAGGAAGGUGAAUCUGACAGAGGUUUUGCUGAGGACAGAGGUAUCAGACCUGACGUGGCAGCAGAUGCUGGGCAGCUCAGCCAAGCUGUCCCCACUGACAGUGCGGCGGGAACUGGAAGGAGAACACUGGAGACAGCUAGAGGUUUGUAUUUGAAAGAUGUGGAAGGACCUUCAUUAGAGCCUGCCCCCGACAGGUGUGUCCAGCAGGACUCUGGCCUCUUGGUUGCUGCAGAUGUCCCCUGUGGGGAUGCCGAUAGGAAAGCUGACUUCAGGAUCGAAGGAGACAUUCCCAGAAAUGAAAGCUCGGACAGUGCCCUUGGAGACAGUGACGAUGAAGCAUGUGCUUCAGCCACAUUGGAUCUAGAUCACAGUGGUGACAGGACUGAAGGGACCUUAGAAGUGGAGCUGCCUCUGCCAAGGUCUCAAAGCAUCAGCAACCCAAAUGUAAGAAACUUUGGCCGCUCUCUCCUGGCGGGUUACUGCCCCUCAUACAUGCCUGAUCUGGUGCUUCAUGGGACCAGCAGUGAUGAGAAGCUGAAGCAGUGCCUGGUGGCUGAUCUUAUCCAUACAGUGCAUCAUCCAGUGCUCGAUGAGCCAAUAGCUGAAGCUGUCUGUAUCAUCGCAGACACAGACAAGUGGAGUGUCCAGGUGGCCACAAGUCAGAGGAAAGUGAUGGAUAACAUGAAGCUGGGCCAGGAUGUCUUGGUCUCUAGUCAGGUGUCCAGUUUACUUCAGUCUAUCUUACAGCUUUACAAGCUUCACCUCCCUGCUGAUUUUUGCAUCAUGCAUCUUGAGGACAGACUGCAGGAGAUGUACCUUAAAAGCAAAAUGCUGUCUGAGUAUCUUCGGGGACAUACCCGAGUCCACGUGAAGGAAUUAGGUGUUGUGCUGGGGAUUGAAUCUAACGACCUGCCGCUGCUGACUGCUGUUGCCAGUACUCAUUCUCCUUACGUGGCUCAAAUACUCCUAUAAGCUGAAGCUCAGGACAGUUCUUCCUUGGAAUAAGAAAAACAAAUUCUCAACUGAAGAAGAGAGGAAUAAGCUCUCUGGGACAUCCAAAGCAUGAGAAGAGCAAACAAAUAGUCAUUCCACCGUUUGUUUUGCAUUGUUACUUUUGAGUGGAUGCUUCAUUGGAAGAGAAGACAGGUUUACUCUAAAUACUGGCAUUUGUGAUUUUCAGGAACACUUUAGGCCUUUGUUACCCAUGAAUCAAUCAGGGGAGAGAGUGGCCUUUCUGGUGGGGGAAAACGUAAGCACUACACUGAACACUCAGCAUUUGGUACUGAUUGCCUUGUGCUGUCGGGCAGAAUAAUGAUGGGUGACUUUGGAACAGGGAGGUAACCAGUGUAUGUAACAUUCCAGUAGGAAAUGUUUCAGAGUUUAAGUCUAAGCACUGCAAGCUGUAGAGAGCAGAGUACACUAGGCUAAAGUCAGAACAAGGACUUUGAAUUCCAGGUCAGAGUUUGCUUUUUAGAAAAGAAAAGUGAAAURAAGAAAGCCAUCUUUGGCUGUAGCAGCUGUUUGCCAUAAGAUGUGAAAGAAAACUGCCUAUUGGGAAGAGAGAGAGUGCUUUGGGGACCCUCUGUUCUCAUUUCUCCUCAGAGUUUACCUUGUUUCAGAUGCAGCCACAGGUAGGUUAGAGAUGGAUUGCUGGUGCAAUACACCCAAGAGUCAAUGUAGCAUCCUGAUCCCAUCAAGAUGUAGUUUGUAGCAGCAAAGCAUAGUCUGACGCCAUAUGUUUUAUCAUUAUGAUUGAGAGUUCUCAGCAGCCUUUUCAAGAGAGGCCAUUUACCAAAGUUAUUUCUAUAAGCUCAAGAGUGUUUCUGUGGGUGAAUUCUUCCAGCCAGAGCCACUUUCUUCCUAGAAUAGUUUAUACAAAUGACUAUUUAUACUUUUAAAGACACUGCUUUCCCCAUGAGAAAUGAAACCUGCAAUAAUUCAGGAUGGUCAGUGAAAGCAAUUAGUUUGAACAUUAAGAAAAAGGUUCAUACAUGGCCUAAAUUUUUACAUUAUCAUCUCUGCACCUCUUAAUCCCUAUGUCUUUUCAAAACAUCUUCCCAGAAAUUGACUUGACCAUUUUAUAAAACCUACCAAAGUAAAGAAUUAGUAGUCCAAUUCACUUAAAAACAACUUCAAUUGUCUGUUAAUAUUAAAGAAACUUAGUUUACUGACCAUGAAACAGUCUAAGUCCCGACAUCCAGGAUAAAGUAAAACACUUCAAAAAUUUWAAAAAUGAUGGUCAAAAGACAGGAGCUAAUGUAAUAAGGCAAAACAUUGUUAGCAUUUUAGCCCUUUCUGUGAAUCUUCUGUUCCUAAGAAUAUGAGGUUUCCUCUUUUUUAUGGGUUGGAAUUAAUUCACAUUUUAUGUUUGAUAAAAUCCUGACCCUAUCCAUAAGUUCGUCUCUCAUUAUUGUCUAAUUAUUUGAGAGCRUCUACAGCUGUACCAAUGGAGGUGAAUGGCUGUACUGUUUGUUUAUUAGGAAUAGGUCAGAACUGCUACCUUCCUCUUUCUCCUUUGUGCUGUGAAAGUAGAUGGGUGCUUCAAGGUUCUGGAGAUCUUUAAUUUGCAUUUUAUGUCUUGGUUUCGCAAAAUUGAAGUUUUCCAUUUCCUUUUGCCUAACAUUGGAGUUUGGUGUUUUCAAUUCUCUGGUUCCGUGACAUCAUUGUUUGCUGUUUCGUUACGAAAGGAAAAUGAACCCCACCUAUAGCUCAGCCCACUCGCACUUGAUUUUCCUUGCAUGUGAAUAAAUUGUCAAAGCUGUCAUUACAGCUCUUCCGUCUGCACCAGCUUAAAGCAUUCCCCUCUGGUUCCCUUCUCCUUGUUUACAUGUUGUGGGCACCUUGCCUCAGUCACCACCUUCCAGGGUUUCAUAGAAAAUAACCUGAUUCAAAAUCAGUUCAGUUCUGAUGUGGGCAUUGUGGCGUGCUGAAAAUCAGAUCCUUACGGGGAAAAUUGAGCUUUAAGUGACUGAUUCUCAAUCCCAUACAUAAAAAAUUUAACCCAGCUCCUCAAUGCCUGCGAAAAUUUAAUUUGCCUCUUGAUCUAAUAUUCCAAAACUCACUCUUAGGAAAACACCUAUUGGGAAGCUACAAGUGGGUCACAGGUCGGGGUCGUCUCGGUGACACUCAGGAUUCCUGUCAGAGCUGAAUCCUCAUAUCUAUCGCCUACAAAAACACACCAAGAAUGUUGCUGCUCUUUUUUUAAAGCCUCCUUUAAUAUUUAACAUGCAAGUCUUUGUCUUAAAUUCAACCUC